Xenopus tropicalis (tropical clawed frog) is the source of this 2668-nucleotide messenger RNA. RefSeq names its product SPT2 chromatin protein domain containing 1 (gene spty2d1). The record is from RefSeq and is marked provisional. Gene Ontology annotation, cellular component: nucleolus. NCBI's taxonomy places the organism in Eukaryota, Metazoa, Chordata, Amphibia, Anura, Pipidae.
GCAGUUUGGAGCGCAUGGUCCCGGGGGAGGGGAGUCGGUACCGGGAUGGAUUUCCACAGUGUUCUGAAGAUGGCGGCCGCCAAGCCGGGGUCGGACGGUAUAGCGAAAAGAUACAGUCUGGCUGUGGGGCCCCCCAAAAAGGAUCCAAAGGUGAAAGGUGUGGAUUCUGCAGCGGUGCAGGCCUUCCUCAGGAAGAAAGAUGAGGAGACACGGAGAAAAGAGACUGUGGAGAAGAGGAAGAAGGAGGACCUGUUGGCCAAGCGCAAGGAGCUGAAACAUGAUAGGAAGGCCCGUGCCAUGGCCUCCAGGACAAAGGACAACUUCAAGGGCUACAAUGGGAUUCCGAUUGAAGAGAAGCCCAGAAAGCGCAAGCGCUCCGGCACGGAGGAGGAUCAGAAUGACAACAUGGCGGCCGAGGGGGAGGAGUAUAUGACAGAGGAGGAACUAUACGAAUACUCUCAGUCUGAAUCUGAGCAGGAGGAAGAGGAGGAAUUGCCCCCUCAGAAAGUACCCAAACCAGCGCCUGGAAAGAAGCCCCCAACCCCAGCGCUAAACUUCAACGACCUGCUGCGUCUCGCUGAACGGAAGCAGUAUGAGCCAGUAGAAGUGGUCCGACCCGUGAAGAAGGAGGAGCGGCUCAGAACCGCAGAGGAGCUUAAAGAGUUGGAGUUUCUAGAGAGGAAAGCCCAGAAGGCCGAUAGGAAAGAUCCAAAGAGAAAUGAGCAGCUUGUAAAAGUCAGUAAAGGUUCUGGAGACAAAUAUUCCUCACUGAAAGGAACCCAUUCCGGAAACUCAAAGUCCAGCUCCACUGAGCAGAAUGGAACCAUCAGAAAGUCCUCCAGUGAUACUGGAAGCAGAACAGAGAAGAGCGGGUCCGUAUUCCAUACCAAAGAGUCAAAGAAGCCUUCUUCUGCCAAGGACUUGGGCGGUAAAGGUUCUAGACCCAAUGUAACGGGGGACAGCAAGGAUAGGCACAGCUCUAGCCAGCCUUCUGCAGCCUCCAAUUCCGCGUUUGGGCGUCCUUCUGGUUCAGCAAGGCCAUCUGGAAGUUCUGGUCCUGGCAGACCACUUGGAGGAUCAGGUUCUAGUUCAGGGAAGUCAACGGGAGGAUCAGCUUCUGGUUCAGCAAGGUCAGUAGGAGGCUCAGGGUCUGGUUCAGGGAAGCCAAUGGGAGGAUCAGGUUCAGGGAAGCCAAUGGGAGGUUCAGGGAAGCCAAUGGGAGGUUCACAUUCUAGUCAUGGUUCAGGGAAGCCAACAGGAGGUACAGGUUCUGGUUCAGGGAAGCCAACAGGAGCAUCAGGUUCUGGUUCAGGGAAGCCAACAGGAAGUUCAGGGUCAGCAAAGUCAGAGAGAGAAUCGGGUUCUGGUUCAAGGUCAGUGAGAGAAUCAGGUUCUGGGUCUGGGUCAGCAAGGUCAGUGAGAGAAUCAGGUUCUGGGUCAGCAAGGUCAGUGAGAGAAUCUGGUUCUGGGUCAGGGUCGGCAAGGUCAGUGAGAGAAUCGGGUUCAGCAAAGCAAGCAGGAGGACCAGGUUCUGGGAGAGCCCUAGGCUCUGGUUCUAGUUUUGCCCGGCCAUCUAGCAAUUCCAGUCCGGCUCCUGGCAAGCCUGCUGCUGGUUCUGGUUCCGCCCGACCCUCUAGUUCAGGAACUCCACGCUCAAGCAGUAUGGGUCACUCCACCAGCAAUUCUUCACGUCAGCCUAGCAGCUCAGGGGCAGUGCGGCCCAGUAGUGGCCCUCCAACCGGUGCUACGCCUAAAGGCCCCUCUCCUCGACCCGGAGCUGGACCCACCUCUGUGCGGCCGAACAGCACUUCAGUCCCAGGUUCUGCUCGUUCCUCCCUUGGCUCCGGCCCUGGGCGGCCGGUGGCUGCUUCGGCAACAGGACAGUUGGCACCGGCAAAACCCAAAUGUACUGUGGUGGCUGAAACCAUCUCUUCCAAGAACUUUGUACCCAAGUCCAUCAAUGGGCAUAUGAAUGGCAUCAGAACCGCAGCGCCCCCUGGGCACAGACCUGCUAUGCGCCCACCAGGCCCCCCCUUGCCCCCCAUCACCAGCUCUUACAAACGAAGGAUCGACGAUGAUGAUGAUUAUGAUUCAGAGAUGGAUGAUUUUAUAGACGACGGGGGCGAAUGCCAGGAUGAGAUAUCCAAGCACAUUCGGGAAAUAUUCGGCUAUGACAGAACUAAGUACAGGGACGAGAGCGAUUACGCCCUGAGGUACAUGGAGAGCACCUUCCGAGAGCAGCAGAAAGAAGAGGCAAGAAGCCUGCGAUUGGGCAUCCAGGAAGACUUGGAGGAGUUGCAGCGCGAGGAGGAGGAGCUAAAGAGGAAAGCCAAGCAGUUAAAGGCAGCCAAGAAGAUGAGUCGAUAGCGAGAAAUCUGCGGGUCACCGGAGCGACCGCGUCAGGAACCUGGGGGCUCUCUCCGUCCCGCUGAGACCGUACGGCCGGAGAGCAGUCCCACGCACAAACAUACAGAUCUGGCGCAUCAUCCGCUCCUGUUUGUUUUGCACCAGCGGAUUUACUCGCACAAGAAACGGCCAUUUUUAUUUGCCGGAAUAUUCUCACAGGUCAAGGCUGGACGUGCAGGAAGCAAAAAGGACUUUAUAUUUCCUUUUAUAUGAAAUCUAUCAUUAGAGACAGCUCGUUGGAGCCAAUAAAUUAUUGACAGAG